Molecule: messenger RNA, 600 nt
Organism: Leptosomus discolor (cuckoo roller)
Lineage: Eukaryota; Metazoa; Chordata; Aves; Leptosomiformes; Leptosomidae
Source: RefSeq, a predicted model, not a curated record
AUGCGGAUCCACAAGGAGGAGCGGAAAUACCUCUGCCCUGACUGCGGCUACAAGUGCAAGUGGGUGAACCAGCUCAAGUACCACAUGACAAAGCACACGGGCCUGAAGCCAUACCGCUGUGACGAGUGCGAGUACCGCACCAACCGGGCUGACGCCCUGCGGGUGCACAAGGAGACGCGGCACCGGGAGGCCCGCUCCUUCAUCUGCGAGCAGUGUGGCAAGGCCUUCAAGACCCGCUUCCUCCUCAAGACCCACCUGAAGAAGCACAGUGAGGAGAAGCCCUACGUCUGCAACGCCUGCGGGCGGGCUUUCCGCUGGGCGGCUGGUCUGCGCCACCAUUACCUGACCCACACCAACGAGCACCCCUUCUUCUGCCGCUACUGCCCCUACAAGGCCAAGCAGAAGUUCCAGGUCAUCAAACACAUCCAGCGGCAUCACCCCGAGCGUGGGGCCAGCGACCCCAGCCAAGGGGUGGGCAAGGACCCCAGCACGCCCACCGUCCACCUCCACGCCGUGCAGAGGGAGAGCCGGGCUGAGGGGCCCCCCGGGAUGGAGCAGGAAGGAGAGUGCCCUGUGGAGAAGGACAGCGCUUCACAGUGA